Pseudoliparis swirei is the source of this 1714-nucleotide messenger RNA. It is a transcript of the gene marveld1, whose product is annotated as MARVEL domain containing 1. The record is from RefSeq and is a predicted model, not a curated record. Bases 26 to 961 code for a protein of 311 amino acids. The transcript has a single exon. Lineage: Eukaryota; Metazoa; Chordata; Actinopteri; Perciformes; Liparidae. Gene Ontology annotation, cellular component: membrane. Gene Ontology annotation, molecular function: structural constituent of myelin sheath. Gene Ontology annotation, biological process: myelination.
CUGAUUCGGCAAACAUGCACAUUUCAUGAUUCCCUUUCAUAAAGCCUCUCUCUAUUCCGAGAGGACGGGUGGAGAAAGGUCACUCCCCAGGGAAACUACUCCACCUCGGGGAAAUGCAGGAGCAGACGAGCGGACAUGCAGUCCAGCAGAGGAGGAGCAGGCUUUGAAUUACAGGCCGCCCCCUCUCCAUCACCCAGCCCCCCAAACACAGUCGUUACAUUCAACAGAGGAAGCGGAAAAGGCGAAACAUACUAGACGGUGUUUCAUUUCGAAACCCCGGGGCUGUGGAAAGAACAGAAAGUUCCUUUUUUUAUACCUAAACUUGUCCUCCUUUGUUUUCAUCGUCAGACCAAAGUACCGGCCUUUCCCUCCGUUAUUUCCAUCGUUUCCCCCAGCUGCAAACAGCUGGCAGAAAGCAGCUGUUCGGGAAAAAGGGACGGAGAGUGACCGGAGGAGGAGAGAGAUGCCGCCCCAACCUUCCCAGCCGCAGGUGAGCAAGAAUAUCCUGAAGUUCCUCAAGACUUUUUUGGGAAUCAUCCGGAUCCUGCAGAUUGUGUUCGGAGCCGGACUGUGGGUCACCAUCGCCGCAAACAAAUACGAGGGAUCCAUUCACUUCGUCCUGUUCGUCGCGGUCCUCUUCUGGCUCCUCACCCUCGCUCUUUUCUUCCUCACCCUGCUGGACAAGCAGGACCUCGUCCCGUUGCUGGGAGGGGAGCGCUGGUUGGCCACCAACCUGGCGCACGACGUGGCGGCCGCUGUGCUUUACCUGCCGGCCAUAGCGGUCAUGAUCCACAAGACGGAUCGCAACUCGUACUGCAACUUGGAGCAGUACAAGCACCUCUGCCUGUACAAAGUCUACCUGACAGCCGCCGUGUUCGCCUGCCUGUGCUGCCUGGUUUACCUCCUGUCGGUUAUUUAUGGGGCGUACAGGAAGUGUCGGGGAGAACAGACGGUCGUCUGAUGAGACUGGGGGGGGAGGGUCCUACAGCAAGAUGAGGAAUAGUUAACUUCACUGUAAUUUAACUCAACAGGUACUCUAAUCACAGGUGUGUCUCAAUUGUCUCUCCAUACCAUGUGUUCUACUUUGGUGCUGAAGCAGAAUCAUCCAAAAUGACUCGGUCAGUGUUGCUGACAUGAAAGUAACCCAAGCAGCUGGGGGCAUAAAGGCCACCCAGGAUGGGAGUCUGAUUGGAAGCAUUGUACCCUUGUAUUAAGGCAAAGGUGACUAUGCCUCCAUCUCUUGCAUUUCCCCCCAGUAAUUUAAUGUAAUUUUCCCUCAUGGAGAAUCAUUAUAAUAGUCCUGCCAGUGCAUAUUAUAGUGGGGGAGUAUAAUCAGUGUUUACAAUACAAUGGCCUUGACAUACACACUUGUAGAUUUGUGUCAGUAUACUGAGUAACUGUCCAUCUAAAACCCUUUAAAGAACUUUUUUUUAUCAAAAGAUACUUACCUUUUUAAAAGUUUAUAUUUUCUAUGUGUUUACGUGUUUUUUAUAACAGCAAAACUAUCCUGAAGCAUGACGGACAGAAACUACUUUAGUUUUAUUUUGUUUGACUAAAAAAUUGCAAACUUUGUUGUCAGUGCCUUCUGUCCGAAUGCUGUAUACUCAACAAGGUUGUGACAAUGCGUGGGUUUGGUGCUACAAUGUGGACGCUGAACACAAAUAUUUCUGAAGUUCUCAUUGUAAAGCCCAAGAAUAAAGACCAGUAAGUGUGA